AUGCCGGAGAAUAAGGUUUUCCCAUGGGUUGAGAAGUAUGGAGGUGCAACGGAUCCGGUGAAACACCUACGGUCGUUCGUGGAUGCUAUGGCGGUGUAUUCUUCUGACGAGCUGGUCUGGUGCAGGGUGUUUUCUUUAUCCUUAAAGGAUGAAGCUCUGGAUUGGUUUCAUUCACUGCCGCCGCGAAGCAUUGAUGGAUUCAUUACUUUGAGACAGUUGUUUAGCCAACAGUAUGCAUCAAACCGGUCGCAGGGUUUGACUUAUACGGCCCUUGUCAGGAUGAAGCAAGGACGAGAGGAGUCAUUGAAGGGGUUCAUGGAGCGCUUGAACCGAACCGCUCGACAGGUGAGGAACGUCGAUCAACGGCUGAUAGUCAGCGCCCUCACUACGGCGUUGAGGCCGGGACCUUUUGUGGAUUAUUUGUACGAGGAAGAGCCUCAGUCAAUGGAUGAGCUGCAGCAUAAACUGGCCGGGUUUAUUCGGGUAGAAGAGGGAAGGGCGUAUCGAGGCGAUCAGGCUGAUGAAGGGGGGUCUAAUGUGAAGAUAGGACGAGACCGAAGAGGAGAGAAGCGGUCGGCUGACGGAGAGCGCCGAUCGGGUGUGAAGCGAGGGAUAGAGGUUCAGAGAGCGCAACAAUACUUCCAUCACACUCCAUUGAGUGCCCCGAGGGUGACAGUCCUGGAAGAGGCCUUAAGGGCUAAUCUGCUGACGGUAGCACGGUCCCCGACCCCACGGGGAGCGGAUGAAAGUAAACAUUGCCGGUAUCAUCAGAAUAUGGGGCAUUCUACUGAGGAUUGUGUCGCGUUGAGAGAUAAGUUGGAGAGCCUGGUGCAGGCGGGGCACCUGAGGGAAUUUGUUCAAAGGGGGAAUCCUGGCCCGAGGGAGAUCCCGGGAAGACACGGGGGUCGAUUGCCGGCCGGGCAGAGGGUUCCGCCGGCUGCUGAACGGACAAAGGGCGGCGGAAGUGGAGAAAGGCCUCUGAGAGGGGUGAUAAAUACCAUAUCGGGCGGUUUUGCUGGAGGAGGGGCGUCCUCAGCCGCCCGAAAGCGGCAUUUGAGAAAUUUGCAUAGUGUGAAUAAGGUGGGGAUUGCUAGAAGAACCAUGCCUACCAUAACGUUUUUAGACGAGGAUUUCCAUGCACCGGAUCCGGACCAAGACGACCCUAUGGUCAUAACGGCUAUCAUCGCUCGGUACAGCGUGGGAAAGGUGUUGAUUGACUAG
This is a messenger RNA of Vigna radiata var. radiata (mung bean), 1221 nucleotides long. RefSeq lists its product as uncharacterized. NCBI's taxonomy places the organism in Eukaryota, Viridiplantae, Streptophyta, Magnoliopsida, Fabales, Fabaceae. The transcript has a single exon. The record is from RefSeq and is a predicted model, not a curated record. The coding region runs from base 1 to 1221 and encodes 406 amino acids.